Pimephales promelas (fathead minnow) is the source of this 1753-nucleotide messenger RNA. NCBI's taxonomy places the organism in Eukaryota, Metazoa, Chordata, Actinopteri, Cypriniformes, Leuciscidae. The record is from RefSeq and is a predicted model, not a curated record.
UCAAGUCACACACCCACACUGUUAUCUGCUCACAUUGUGAUUUCUCCAGUGGCUGCGUUACCCUCUAUUUCCAUAUUAAGGAGGCUCUCAUGUUAAUUUCACUGCAUUUCCUUUAAUGCAGAAGAACAGAAUGAUCAGAAUCAAAACGUGCUGCAGAUGAAUCUUCUCUUUUAUUCGCUCUCGGUGGUCUUCAUUUUACUCGACAAUGGUGUUUCCGGUGUCGGAUCAGAUGCAGUGUCAGUGAUGGAGGGAGAUUCAGUCACUCUAUACACUGGUGUUCAAACAAUCAAACAAUAUGAUAUUAAAUGGUAUUUUAAUGACACUCGUAUCGCUCAGAUCAAUGGAGAUCUCAGUAAGUUCUGUACAGAUGUUCAGUGUAAUGAAGGCACUGAGAGAUUCAGAGACAGACUGAAGCUGGAUCAUCAAACUGGAUCUCUGACCAUCAUGAACACCAGAAACACACACUCUGGACUCUAUGAAGUGAAGAUCAUCAGCAGCAGAAUCAGUGGAAAUAUCUUCAAUGUUUCUGUUCAUGAUGUACCUGCUGCUGAACGAGAUGAAGUGAAGAGAAAGUCAGUGAAGGAGGGAGAAUCUGUUACUUUACAUCCUGGUGUAAUAAGAAAACCAAGUGAUGUGAUGAUGUGGUAUUUUAAUGACACUCUCAUCGCUGAAAUCACUGGAGAUCAGAGUCAGAUCUGUACAGAUGAUCAGUGUAAAGAGAGAUUCAGAGACAGACUGAAGCUGGAUCAUCAGACUGGAUCUCUGACCAUCAUGACCACCAGAAACACACACUCUGGAGAAUAUAAACUACAGAUCAACAUUAACAACAGCAGCUUCAGCAUCACUAGGGUGAAGAGAUUCAGUGUUUCUGUCAUUGGGUCAGGUCUGUCUUCAGGAGCUGUAGCAGGAAUAGUUGUUAGUGUUCUUCUGCUGGUUUCUGCUGUUGUGGGUGCUGCUGUUGCUCUGAUUUACUAUCAUCACCACGGUACACAUGCAGCAGUACCACAGGAUGACGGGGAUGCUGAUGACCCACCAGCUGAUCCCAAUGACAUUCCUGUGGAGAACAUGGAACAUCCAGGUGAUGCUGAUGAUCUACAACCUGAUCCACAUGACAUUCUUUUGGAGGACAUGGAACAUCCAGACUCAGGCCGAGGCUCCCAAUAAAAUAAUGUAACAUUAUUUAUAAUUUUGAUGCACUGAAAUGAGCACUGAAGAGAAUUUGGAAAUGAUGGAAAAAGAUCAGCUGAAACUCUUUAAUUGUUACGAUUCCAAGAUUUCAGUGAUCGGUACCAAUACGAGUGAAUUUGGCAUUUAGCCUUAAACUCUACAUGACUGUAGGGCUGAGCGAAUAUGGGUCGAACUCUUGACCUCCCUACAACUUCAGAAAUACCUCUAAUGUGCAUUAAAUGUGACAAAAUGACUUUCGUCAUCACAGUUUACUGAAGCAUAUCUGGUGAAAGGGAACAGGCUUCUGUUUGGGGAGAAGGUCCUUAAAUACAGAUCUUAAAGUAUCAAGGUCCAAUGAUGCAAUGUCUAUUUGUGUGUACAAAUGUAUGUGUGGUAUGUGCAAUGUGCAUGUCAUGCGUGCAGAAUGUUGGUCCUGGUACAGUCUGAAAACAAAAUGAAUCUAAAUGUUCUUUCAUUCUAUUGAACCGUAUAUUUAAACACGUAACUUGACCCUUGUGCAUCAAUUAAAAAAAGUUACACAUAGGUAAAAAGAGGACUAAAAUGUCCAUGUCAAAAAACUGUCAUA